AUGGAAACCCCGUCUGCAGCAGAUGUGCAAGGCAGUCUUUCGCCCAGAACCGCAUCCAACGAGCGAACCAGGGACCCCCGGAGCCCCGGAAGCCUUCAGAUACGACAACAGAGUGUCUCCCAAUCGCCCAGAGGCACUACGCCGGAAACAGACCCAAACGCAACUGUUUUAAAAGAGGAACCUCUCACACCUGUGUAUACCGCUACAAGGCCAGUUAUGACCGGGCAAACUGUCCCAAAACUCCCCGUUCUCACCAAUGAGAAUGCACUGGGCUCUGUGACUCUGGAUGACCCCCUUGCAGAUUCGCAGGAUCAGGCAGAUGACCGGGUGCAGGCGUAUGCCAUGCUGGACUUUGCUGAGUUCACGUUCUAUGUUCAGACAAUGCAAGUGCUACUAGGUCGGUUGGUAGACGGAGACACCUCAACGGAAGCUCUAGAUAUUCACCUUGGACCUACGAAGGCGAUUUCCCGGAAACAUGCGCGAAUUUUUUACAAUUUUGGAACCCAAAGAUUUGAACUUUCUGUGCUGGGUCGAAACGGAGCGUUCGUGGACGACGUCUUCGUCGAAACGGGGGUUACUUUGCCACUGAAGAACAGAACACGUAUUCAAAUCGGUGAGAUUCACUUUCGCUUCGUUUUGCCUGCAGAAGAGACCUUUCCACGGCGGAUUGAGGCAUUAGCCAAGCCGAUCAACGCUACCGAUGCUGUCAACCUCAAAGCUGCACUGUACAACACGCCCACCUCCAAAUCGCGGAGCAACUCGGCAGUGGAGAUCAAGGAUGAGGUGGAACGGUCUCCGACACCAAAAGUGCCACUUUUGACGCCCAUUCCGCCAUAUAGACAUGCUCCACAACCCCAGGCCCAGUACACCACGGCAUCGCAGCUUGCCGCGCUACAGGAGGCUGCACGCAAGAAGGAAAAGGCCAAAAAACAGGCCAAACCGGUCAAGAAAGUUUACACUCUCGAGGAAAUUCCGGUAGAGUUCCGGGCGAAGCCUGCAUGCUCGUAUUCCACCCUAAUAGAGUCCUGUCUCAGGGCUAGAGGUACAGAAAAGGGCAUGUCCCUGAGCGAGAUCUACCGCGGAAUUCAGGACUUAUAUCCAUACUACAAAUACUGUUCGGAUGGAUGGCAGAGUUCUGUUCGUCAUAACUUAUCGCUGAACAAAUCGUUUAAAAAGGUUUCGAAGGAGGGCAAGGGCUGGCUGUGGGGCUUGGAUGAAGAGUACUGUGCUGAGAGAGAUAAGGUGAAGACGAGAGCCUCGGUUCCAACCCCGGCUCCAAACCCAGUUCCGACCCAAUCGCAGCAGUCUGCUGGUAAAACGGAGUUGGAGCCGAUGAUUCCUCCGCUUUCUCAGCAGUCGGUCGUCCCUCAGACUCAACCACAGCCAACUCUCCGUGCUGACUCCACUCCCGCGCCAGGGACUCUUUCGGCGGCCUCGUUGCAGUCAGCCAUGGCAGCCCGGGGAAAGAGUAUUGCCGAGUUGGCGAGCGAGAUCAAGCGCGAGACCCCAAAACCCCAACCCAGUACCAGUAUCCAGGCCCAAUUGGCGGCCAACCGCGCUCAGUAUGCCAAAAGUCAGCCCUCAACACGCGAGACAUCGUCAAGCCCGCAGCCGGGUAGUUCAGUGUCUCCUCCAGCCGCUUCCGGGACUGUUCCGGUGGCACCGACCAAUCCGAAGGGCCUUUCCGGUGACACCAUGAAGGCCCUUGGGUAUCUCCAACAGGAGCUGAUAAAGCUCACGAAAGAUCGUAAGAUGAACGACAAACAGACAACGACAGCUAUCCUGACCCAGGCGUUGGCCAUGACUAUCGCACAGGUCAAUCAAGCCGCACGUAAUGCCGGGAUUCAAGGCAAUCCGCUGGCUUCGUUGAUAGAAAAGAACCCUCAGCAUGUUACCAAGAUUUUGACAGCUGCAUUGAACGCUGCAACAGCCCAGGUCAUGAAAGGAAAGCCUCAGCCUCAUAAGGCUGCGCAGGCACCUGCACCAGCUGCUACUCCGGUUGCGGCUCCAGUCCCUGUUCCACACCAGCAGCCCCAGACAGCCCGACCCGUUGCGCUAUCUCCAAAGCCUCAACCGGCCUCUGUGGCUGAGGCAAAGCCGCCAAUGGCUCCUAAUGCCAUUUCUCAGGGAAUACGAAAACCUCAGUACUACUCACGACCACCUAACGUUUCAGGGUCUGGUGCGGGACUCAAGAAACCUUCCGGGUUGAACCCGGUGAAACCACCGGUCAGCAUAGCACAGCCGUCUCCUCAGCCUCAACAGUCCAGACUACCGCCACAAGCAGAUCAGUCGGUUUCGGCUAGAGAUGCAGAGUUUGAUAAUUUGCUUAAGUCAAUUUCCAGAGAAGCCACUCCAGAUGACCGCGACACUCCUCCUAUGUCGGAGAAAGAGCUAGACGAUCUGCUAAACCAGCAUUCUAGUUUUGUUCGGGACGAGCAGGACGAGGGGGAUAUUAUGAUCACGGGAGAGGGACUCAAGAGGCCGCGAGAUGAUGAAGAGGACAUUUUGAUGGGUCUUGAAAAUAAAAUGGCCAAGGUUGAUUAA
This is a messenger RNA of Kuraishia capsulata CBS 1993, 2544 nucleotides long. RefSeq lists its product as uncharacterized. Gene Ontology annotation, cellular component: nucleus. The record is from RefSeq and is a predicted model, not a curated record. The transcript has a single exon. Lineage: Eukaryota; Fungi; Ascomycota; Pichiomycetes; Pichiales; Pichiaceae. Gene Ontology annotation, molecular function: protein binding; sequence-specific DNA binding; DNA-binding transcription factor activity. Gene Ontology annotation, biological process: regulation of ribosomal protein gene transcription by RNA polymerase II. The coding region runs from base 1 to 2544 and encodes 847 amino acids.